CACCUGGCGCAGGCCAGCAGGAACGGCGUGCGCGGCGCCUACGUCGGCGGCGCCGCCGUGCUGGGCGGAGGCGCGGCAAAGACCUGCGUGCGCUUCAUCGCAUACGAUCGUAUCUGUGCCUCUCUGCGCAACGACGAGGUGGGUGCCUUGGCCUGUGCAAACAUCCACGCAUGGCGCGGGUGAACUCGGCGACUGAAGCAGCGCCACACCCUCACUGCUUUGCACAGGGCGUCACCACGGGCGGCCGUGCUCUGUUCGCCGGCAUGUCCGCCGGCCUCCUCGAGGCCCUGCUCGUCUCCGUGCCGGCCGAGACACUCAAGACUCGGCGUCUGGCGUCUGGCCUCUCCUACUCCGCCCUGAUGCAGCACGGCCUGCGCGGCGUGUACGCCGGCGUGCUGCCGACGAUUCUGCGGCAGGGCCUGCAUGGCGCCGUGCGCUUUGGCAGCUAUUCCAGCAUGAAGAACUUCGUGCAAGGGAGCACGAGACCGGGACAGGCACUGCCCGGCGGCAUCACGUUUGCACUGGGCGCAGUGGCGGGCCUCAUUACUGUCUGCGCUACUCAACCACUCGACGUCGUCAAGACGCGCAUGCAAGAACGCACGCCCGGCGCCGCGCCGCUGCCCGGCGUCUGGUCGCUGGCGCGCCACAUCAUGCGCACCGAAGGCACACGUGCGCUCUGGCGCGGCGCCACGCCGAGACUGUGUCGCCUCAUCGUCGGGGGUGGCGUGACGUUCCUGUGUUACGAAGAGGUCGUCUACUUGGCCAACGGCGGCAUGUAGGCAUCGCUCCUCUUCUCACCUCUGCCCUCAGCAGGCCCUUCUCUAGAUUCUUCACGCGCCGCAAUGGGGACACAGUACUGCAUCGUCAUGAGCGGAAGAACUGCGCCGCGUCGUGCAGGCGGUCAAAGACGAGCGUGACGUACGACGUCUCGUUGAGCAGGCCCUCGAAGUACUGGAUCGCCUCCUCCUCGCCGAGAUC
This is a messenger RNA of Tilletiopsis washingtonensis, 978 nucleotides long. Its product is annotated as mitochondrial carrier. The transcript has 5 exons. The record is from RefSeq and is a predicted model, not a curated record. Bases 264 to 779 code for a protein of 171 amino acids. NCBI's taxonomy places the organism in Eukaryota, Fungi, Basidiomycota, Exobasidiomycetes, Entylomatales. Gene Ontology annotation, biological process: mitochondrial citrate transmembrane transport.